This is a messenger RNA of Lagopus leucura (white-tailed ptarmigan), 2548 nucleotides long. RefSeq names its product TCDD inducible poly(ADP-ribose) polymerase (gene TIPARP). NCBI's taxonomy places the organism in Eukaryota, Metazoa, Chordata, Aves, Galliformes, Phasianidae. Bases 264 to 2276 code for a protein of 670 amino acids. The transcript has 6 exons. Gene Ontology annotation, molecular function: NAD+ poly-ADP-ribosyltransferase activity; zinc ion binding. The record is from RefSeq and is a predicted model, not a curated record.
UGCACGGCUCGCCGCCGGCCUGCUGCUGCCCCGAGCGGUCGCUCUGUGGCUGGGAACGCUGUUAACAGCGGCCGGCCGUAGCAGCCUGCUUUUUUUUUUUUUUUUUUUUCUUUUUUUCUUUUUCUUUUUUUCUUUUUUACCGUUCUUAUUUUUUUCCUUGCCCCCUGCAGCAGGCUGGUUGCACACACGGGAGCUGCGGUCGGUCGAUUGAUCCUGGUGAGGCUCUGGGACAUUUGAAAGUGAUUUGGAGAGCAGAGUCUGUGAUGGACACCGAAGCAAAGCCGGCGUGUAUUGCGCCGCAGACUCACUGCCCAGGAAUGAAGCGCCCUCCUUCAGAGGACUUUCCUCCUCAGAUAAGACUGUCUGAAAAGAUUCCACCGGUGAAGCCUUGCUUCAAGAAGAAACAGCAAGUGCAGAAGAGACUGGACACACAAACUCUCCGGGCUUUGCGGCCAAUCUUUACCAGUUUGCUGGGAUCUGGGACCUUGGAUAGAGUUUUUGUGCCUCGAGGACAAGGAGGGGAUCAUAGUGAUUUGUGUGAACCUGCUGUGAAAAAGGCUCUGGAACUCGGUACUACUUGUCCCCAGCCAGAAAGUAAUGUGACUGUGCUGGUUCCAACAGCUCCAGACAUGCAGAGUCAAUUGCUGGGAGCUCAUCCUGUACCUGGGCAUCCUGAGCAGGAGGUGCAGUCAGGAGAGCAAAGCUUCUCAUCAGAAACUGCUCCUGGGACUGCUGCUGACACUAGUAAUGAAUCGUUCCAGGAUCGCCCUUUGCACCCAUCUUCUAGCGAUGGUGCUGCAUGUCCUUUGUUCCCAAGCAAGCUUCUGGAAAGCUACACAGCUGGCCUAUUCCAAGAGAAUAGCUGUCCCAUGCAAUACACUCUAAACUCAAGCAAUAAAUUCAGUGCUGGAAUAUUCCAGGAUAAAAGUGAGGAAGCUUCACUUGAUCUGGUAUUUGAGCUCUUGAACCAGCUGCAAUAUCACACCCAUCAGGAAGAUGGAAUAGAAAUCUGUGUUGAUUUUCUCCAGGGCGCUUGUGUUUAUGGCAAUGAUUGUCCAAAACAUCACACAGUGUUGCCCUAUCAUUGGCAGGUGAGAAGGACAGCAACCCAGAGUUGGCAGAGCGUGAGCAAUGAUUCCCAGGAGCAUCUGGAAAGACUCUACUGCAACCCUGACAAUGAUAGGAUCAAAGUGAAGUAUCGAGGACACGAAUUUUGGGUGGAUUUAAAUGUUAUGAAACUAUACGAAACUGUGGAGUUUGACCAAAUGCGGAGGCUGUCCACACCAUCCUGUCCCAACUCCAGCUCCAACUACUACACGGUCUGGAAGUACUUCUGCAGGGAUCAUUUCGUCUGGAGGGAAUACUCUGAGCCCGUUGUACGGCUGAUAGAAGAAGCCAGCUGCCGAGGUCUGAAGGAGGUCCGCUUUGUCACCUGGCAUAACCAGUAUAUCUUAAACAUCAAAGAUGGCUUCCAGCAGAACGCGUGUUUCAGAAGAGAAAUCAAGAGAAGACCUCUUCUUCGCUCCUGCGUUGUGCUGAUGCCGUUCUUGCAGACUCUAGGUGGCAGUUCUCCAGUGCCCUCUCCGUCAGCCGAACCGCUUUCCUCACAUGUCUUAUCUCCAACUGCUGUUACCUCUCCAAACUUCUAUCCUGAAACCUGGAUUAGUAUGGAUCCGUCUCAGGACUUCAUCCAAGUGCCUGUUUUGAAAGAAGAUAAAAGCUACAGAACCAUUUAUAACCUGUUUCACAAGACUGUGCCAGAGACCAAAUAUAAAAUCUUGAAAAUUCUCCGAGUGCAAAAUCAGUUUCUUUGGGAGAAAUAUAAAAGGAAAAAGGAAUAUAUGUCCAAGAAAAUGACUGGGCUUGACAGGAUAAUGAACGAAAGGCAUUUGUUCCACGGCACCUCCCAGGAUGUGGUGGAUGGUAUCUGCAAGCACAACUUCGACCCGCGCGUCUGCGGGAAGCAUGCCACCAUGUUUGGACAGGGCAGUUACUUUGCCAGAAAGGCAAGCUACUCUCACAAUUUUUCCAAAAGGUCACCCAAAGGAGUUCAUUACAUGUUCCUGGCUAAAGUACUGACGGGGAGAUACACUGUGGGCAAUCACACCAUGAGGAGACCUCCGCCUGUCAACCCGGGCAGCAUCACCAGUGACCUCUAUGACUCUUGUGUGGACAAUUACUUUGAGCCUCAGAUUUUUGUCAUUUUUAAUGAUGAUCAGAGCUACCCUUAUUUUAUUAUCCAGUAUGAAGAAGUUAGCAACACUGUCUCCAUUUGAAAACUUGUGCUGCUAAAUUACUCUUAUUGACAUUUGUAGCAGUUUUUGUGAGGGGAAAAAAACCCAACAUUACAGAACUGAAUGAAAUUACUUGUUUGCAAGGAGGUGACUCUAAAAAUGUAGAAGGAAGAUCUGAAGUGACCAACUGUGCAUUUGCUGUUUGAUUAUGUAUGUGCAAACUGUAAAUAUUUUUCCAUUGUUUAUAGUUGAAAAUCUGUGCCUUUUGUUAUAAAACACUGUUUAUUUAUGUUAGUAAACAUUCAUGUUUAAAA